AGCCAAACCGUCGUGGUGAUGAUCCAGAAGCCUAGCUUAGCUACUAGCUGCUAGCUAGUGUCGGAUUAGCUCGUGUUCGACGCUGCACUUUCAACCAUUUGGCGUGAUGACUUGUGAAUAGGUUCUGAUUUGGUUGGGUCUAACUUGAAGAUCUGGUUGAAACAACGUAGGAAACCUUGGGUCCAUCUGUGUGUGUGUGUGUGUGUGUGUGUGUGUGUGUUGUGUGUGUGUGUGUAUGUGUGUGUGUGUGUGUGUGUUUAAGUGUCCGGUCCCCAGAAUGUCUAAAAGCAAGAGCUCCGAGUCAGUGAAAGUGAAAGUGGUGGUCCGUUGUCGUCCUAUGAAUGAGAAGGAACGGGCCGCGGCAUUUGAGAGUGUGGUGUCUGUGGAUGUCAAAUUUGGACAAAUUAUAGUCAAGAACCCCAGGGAAACUUCUGCUGGUGAACCCUCCAAAGUCUUCACAUUUGAUUCGGUCUACGACUGGAGCUCAAAGCAAAUAGAUCUAUACGAUGAAAGUUUUAGGCCCCUUGUGGAUUCCGUUCUUCAAGGAUUCAAUGGGACCAUCUUUGCAUAUGGACAAACCGGCACAGGGAAAACAUACACCAUGGAAGGUGUGAAGAACGACCUCGAGAGGAGAGGAGUCAUCCCCAACUCUUUUGACCACAUCUUCACUCACAUCUCGAGGUCUCAGAAUCAGCAGUACCUGGUGCGAGCGUCAUAUCUGGAAAUUUAUCAAGAGGAGAUUCGAGACUUACUCUCCAAGGACCAGUUGCGUCGCCUUGAGCUGAGAGAGAGGCCGGACACGGGUGUCUACGUUAAGGACCUGUCGUCGUUUGUCACCAAGAGCGUGCGGGAGAUUGAGAAUGUUAUGAACGUCGGCAAUCAGAAUCGUUCAGUGGGCGCCACCAACAUGAACGAACACAGCUCUCGCUCUCACGCCAUCUUUGUGAUCACUGUGGAAUGCAGCCAACUGGGGGUGGACGGCGAGAACCACAUUCGAGUUGGCAAACUCAACCUGGUGGAUCUCGCCGGUAGCGAACGGCAGACCAAGACAGGAGCUCAGGGGGAGAGGCUGAAAGAAGCUACCAAGAUCAAUCUGUCACUUUCGGCUUUGGGGAAUGUCAUAUCCGCUCUGGUGGACGGCAGGAGCAGUCACAUCCCUUACAGAGAUUCCAAACUGACACGCCUCCUACAGGACUCUCUCGGGGGCAACGCCCGCACCGUCAUGGUGGCCAACAUCGGCCCGGCGUCCUACAACGUUGAAGAGACUUUAACAACGCUGCGCUACUCCAACAGAGCGAAGAACAUCAAAAACAAGCCUCGCGUCAACGAGGACCCCAAGGAUGCGCUACUGAGGAAGUUUCAGGAGGAGAUUGCGAAGCUGAAGGAACAGCUGGAAAAGCGUACGGGAAAGAAGAACAAGAAGAAGCAAAGGAGGAGGGCGGGGGACUGUAGCAACGGCGAUGGUCGGGACGACGAGAGCGAGGACGACGGAGACGGGGACAACAAAGUCGAUUAUUGGAGGGAGCAGCAGGAGACGCUGGAGAGCGAGAGGAGAGCGAUCAUGGAGGAUCACAGCCUGGUGGCUGAGGAGAAGGCUCAACUCCUUCAAGAGAAGGAAAGGAAAAUGGAUGACCUUAAGAAGGAGCAGGAAGCUGGAGAAAUGUUGGCAGCCAAAGUUAAAGCGAUGGAGAGCAAACUUCUAGUUGGGGGGAAGAACAUUGUGGAUCAUACCAACGAGCAGCAGAAGAUGCUGGAGCUGAAAAGACAUGAAAUUGCUGAACAGAAAAGGAGAGUGCGAGAGAUGCAACAGCAAAUGGAAUGUCGGGACGAAGAGACCCUGGAGCUGAAGGAGACCUACAGUUCUCUGCAACAGGAAGUCGACAUUAAAACCAAGAAACUGAAAAAGUUGUUUGCCAAACUGCAGGCAGUGAAGGCGGAAAUCCACGACAUCCAGGAAGCGCACAUCAAUGAGCGCCAGGAGCUGGAACAAACCCAGAAUGAGCUCACCAGAGACCUUAAACUCAAGCAUCUUAUUAUUGAGAAUUUCAUCCCUUGCGAGGAUAAGAACAAAAUAGUCAACAGAGCUUUUUUUGACGAGGACGACGAAUACUGGAAGAUGAGGCCUAUCACACACAUAGAGGACGACCAUCAAAUGAUGAGCAGGCCUCAGUCUGCCAUCGGAUUCAGACGGCCUCUCAGUAACCAUGCUCGCACGGCCAUGAAAGAUGGUCUUGACAUGAGAUACAAGGCCGAGAACCUCCUGCUUCUUACGAUGGACAUGCCGUCCCGGACCACCAAAGACUACCAGCAGCCGGUCAUCGCCCCAAAGGUGGCCGCAGCUCUGGAGGACGCGCUGAAGAACGAAGACGAUAUCCAAGUAGAUGCCUCCGGGUUUAACGGCAGCUUGGCACCGCUAGCCAGUGCCAGUGGCAGCCUCAGGAAACCAAAGUCUGGGCGAGCGAGGACAGGCAAGCAAUCGGACACGUGGACGUCGUCGUUCAGCGCUCGCAACCCAACAUCUCCUAUUUACCCACAAUCCCGCGGGCUGGUGCCCAAGUGAACCACCGCCGUCUGCCAACAAGCUCCCUCCGUCUGCAACAAGCUCCCCUGCGCACCUUCUCCAAGAGAACGGCUCUUAUUCUGCCCACGCGAUCGCGAGGUCUGUGAAAGACAAAAUGGAUUAAUGCUGCUUUGUAGAAAAACAAUGAAUUAUUUUUAAUUCGCACUAUUUGCUACUGUCUGGUGCUUUUCAUCUUAGAGUAUAUUUAAAGCACCUUUAUCACAGGUGUGACUACGACACAAAUAUAUAUAUAUAUAUGGAGUAUAUGUAUACACAUAUUGUAUGUUACAAUGUUCUUAAUGCGUACAAAUCAACUAUAAGAGUUGAUAAUCACACUUAAAGGGGACCUAUGAUGAUUUCUAAUCUACAUUUAGUACACUUUCUUGAGGUCUAGAUACUUUGUAUUUACCCUACUUUCCAGACUACAGACCGUGCCGGUUUUUAAGGCGCACCCACCAAAUUUGAGAAGAAAAUCAUAUGUUUACAUGUAUCAGCCGCACGGGACCAUAAGCCGUGGCUUUAUACCGGUAAAAAAGAUUUUGUAAAUGUUUAAAACUGCUGAUCAAACAAAAGAGAGGUCUUCAUCAUGGACCCACGAGCUGCGCAAAAGCUAGCUCUCCAAUCAGCUAAACAGACUCAAUAACUCCCCGGUGACGUUUUGGUGGAUUUACUGAGGAAUUUGUGAAACUGAAACAAUACAAAAAGAAUGCCAUUGUAAGUUAUUAACACUGACACAGGCACUUGUAAACGUGUUGGCAUAUCUGCUACUGCUAACAACGCUAGCUUGAUUACAUUACGAUAGCACGUACAAAUAUGCAUGAAAACACUCCUACAGACAUCACACAUAGGGGCGCGUUAGUAAGUUUGAAUUGUUUUAGUUGUAUUGUAAAACUUGCAAAUGUUGCUUGGAGUGAUGAACAAAGAAUCCAUACGAGUAGAAACGCUAUAGACGAGUAGUAGAUGAAAGGAGAUAUAUUUACGGCUCAUGGCAUAAAACAGGAAGUACAUUUUCUACCCCGCACCACCUGCAGUGAGCGAACUUGUCCAAAAGAUGGCACCAUAGUACAAACAGUAACACACCUUUUCAGUGUCAUUGUCGGUGUUGAACACUACAAAACAUUAUGGCCGUCAGCGAAGUAAAAUCGGCACCUUUUUUUAAACCGCACAGCUCAAAGUGUAGGAAAAAAGUUGCGGUUUUUUUUUUUGCAAUUUUUUGCUUAUGUCUGCAAACCAUUCUCGUGUGGAGGCGCUCCCUUUAGAUUCAAAUGAAACCACCCCUACCCUCUCCAAAAGUAUCUAAAUGUAUCUUUUGAAAAUAUACACUGUUAAAUAUGUAUAUUUUGUAGACACAAACGUCACCGCUAUUAUUUUUCUUUUCCAUACACAGUUAAAUAUAAACUUU
This is a messenger RNA of Nerophis lumbriciformis (worm pipefish), 3962 nucleotides long. RefSeq names its product kinesin-like protein KIF3B. The record is from RefSeq and is a predicted model, not a curated record. Gene Ontology annotation, biological process: microtubule-based movement; mitotic cell cycle. Gene Ontology annotation, cellular component: microtubule. Gene Ontology annotation, molecular function: microtubule binding; ATP binding; microtubule motor activity. NCBI's taxonomy places the organism in Eukaryota, Metazoa, Chordata, Actinopteri, Syngnathiformes, Syngnathidae.